Molecule: messenger RNA, 2148 nt
Organism: Caenorhabditis briggsae
Lineage: Eukaryota; Metazoa; Nematoda; Chromadorea; Rhabditida; Rhabditidae
Exons: 11
Coding region: 1-2148 (715 amino acids)
Biological process (GO): polysaccharide biosynthetic process
Cellular component (GO): membrane
Molecular function (GO): acyltransferase activity, transferring groups other than amino-acyl groups
Source: RefSeq, a predicted model, not a curated record
AUGCGACAGGAUUUACAAUCAUUAAGAGGGCUCGCUAUAAUAUUCGUGUUCCUGUACCAUCUGUAUCCAGCAAUUUUCGUGAAUGGAUUCUUGGGAGUUGAUAUCUUUUUCGUCCUAUCCGGAUACUUGAUGGCCAGAAACUUGACGAAGAAGAAAAUAGAAAAAUUCACAGAUUUUACAACUUUUUACUACAAACGAUUCAAGAGAAUUCUUCCAUUGUAUUAUCUUAUAGUUUUGAUAUCUUUUAUACUGGUCCAUUAUUAUUUGGGUCACUUUUGGUGGGAAAUCAACUGGAGAUACUCGUUGGCUUCCCUGUUUCUAAGCACUAAUCAGUUAUUGAUAACUGAUUCUAGAGAAUAUUUCAAGCAGUUCCUGGCUGACGAAAAAUCUCCAAAUGUGUUCCUCCAUCUAUGGUCGUUGGGGGUGGAAAUGCAAUUCUAUCUUAUUGCCCCAUUUAUAUUACUGGCUCUUCAAUGUCUCAAAAGUGAUACCCUGAAAUUCAUCGCUGUCCUCCUGACUACAGUAAUCGGUUUCAUACCGUUUCUCCUUCUCAAUGCUCACUUUGCAUUCAAUUUCAUGCCAUUGAGACUUUGGCAGUUUGCCGCAGGCUUUUGUGCACUCUUUUGGAGCAAAAUAAAUCCUGAAGAAGAACUUCCAGAGAAAUCAAAAACCACAGAUAGCCCAAAGCGGACCCUGCCAAUUGGAAAAGAAGAUUUUGUGACAGUAGGAGUAGCUGUACUCAUAUUCUGUGUGUUUCCCAGCCGCCUGGAUGUCCAUGUUAUAAGACCAAUUGUCACCUUAACUACGGCAUUUUUGAUAGUUGCAAAAUCCAAGGAGAACAAGGUACUUCUGAAACUCGACGCGCUAGUUUAUACAGGAAAUAUUUCGUACAUUGUCUAUUUGGUGCACUGGCCAGUAUUAACAUUUUUCUCGAUCAAGGAAACGUUUCAAUGUAAUUUGCUAGUGAUAUUUACAAGUCAUAAAGUGACCGUGCCGGGUCUUUCUUUUUUGUCUGUAACUAUCCCCUUCCCUCCUACCAUGGCCCCAUUUCUCCAAUCACGGUCCCAUCACCAGGUUAUCCCCAAAGAAAGCCCAAGAUCGGGUCGUCGGUUCCAAAGAGCUACCCCCAAUCCAUCCCUUCGACCUUAUUAUGGUCCUUUUCGCUUUGUCGCGGUCCCAUCUUUGGUACUCACCAUCAUCUCGUCCGUCCUAUUCCACCACCUCUACGAAAAACCGUACCUGCAGUUGAACUGGAUCCAGAUUGUAUCUCUUGUCUCUAGUCUGAUCCUUGCUAACGCUCUCGUACAGUACAGCGUCCGUGAACAUCAUUUCUGGGGGCGGACUUAUUCCCCGGCAGUUCAAAACCUUAUCGAUGCUAACGAGGCAUCACAAUAUAAUUGGGCAAGCCCUAAUCUGAAAGAUGAGUGUGUGACGAAAGAUAUGAAGCAUCCGGACCAGAACGCUAAUGGUUACGCGUAUUGUCUCUUCCCGCCUGGUAAUGGGACACUAAAAAUCAAUGACAUUGGAAAUAGUUAUGCUGAGAAUCUAAAUGAGCAGAUUCGAGAUCAAUUUCAUUAUAAUUAUUCCGAGUUCAGAUAUCUUUCGGUUGUAGGAGGAUUCGGAACUUACAACGCUCCAUAUAUAACAGAUAUGUACCGUCAGCAAGUUGAGAAAUAUAAGCCAGAUGUGCUUUUCAUCACAGCAAGAUUCUCCGACGAUAUUAAGCUCCCAAUUAAAGAAAACGACGAAAUCGUACAACAAAUCAACGAUAACAUAAAGUUCUUCGAAAAACACGUCAAGAAAAUCUAUAUCUUGGGAUCCAUGCCAUUGGUCCGUCUGAACUUUAUGAACCAUUUUCUACAGUAUGUCAUCAACAAGCCAGAGGACUUGGAGCAGCUAAAUUUGGACCAAAAAAUUGCGGAUGAGGAGCGAAAGAACGCUGUGGAGAGGUUGAAUAGAGUGAAAUGCGAAAAGUGCAAGAUCUACGACCUUAGCCCGGUAUUUGCAAAAAAUGGAAAGUACCUAACUUUCGACAGAAACACUAUAAUGGCAUAUAUAGACAACUCGAUUCACAUCACAGGAACUGGAUUUAAACUUUUGGAGCCAACGUACGCAAAACUAGCUAGAGAAGCUACGGAUACGGUGUGA